Molecule: messenger RNA, 330 nt
Organism: Symbiodinium pilosum
Lineage: Eukaryota; Dinophyceae; Suessiales; Symbiodiniaceae
Source: the annotation of a GenBank genome assembly
AUGGCUAGUGCGUGUACGUGGAAGAAGCAGACGAUCAUCUUUGCCCGGUACGACUUUCUGGAGGAGAGUCGCCGCUAUGCAGAGAAGCUGACGCAGUUUGUGCGGGAGAAUGCGGCAUCCUUCACCGAAAAAAAAGUGGAGACAGCUCGGGGUCUCUAUGCUCAAUUCCUGCGCACUCUGCUCCAGAAGUCAUUGAUCACGCCUGACGAUUACGAGGUCUACCAGCAAAUCUGUCCGCUAUUUGAUCCGGUCUAUGUCUUCUACGAUGAGAAGAAGGACUUCUAUGCCCAGCUGGUCGAGGUGCAGGAGGAGAUCCUUGGAGGCUGUUAA